This is a messenger RNA of Leishmania braziliensis MHOM/BR/75/M2904, 4176 nucleotides long. RefSeq names its product kinetoplast-associated protein-like protein. Gene Ontology annotation, cellular component: dynein complex. Gene Ontology annotation, biological process: microtubule-based movement. The record is from RefSeq and is a predicted model, not a curated record. NCBI's taxonomy places the organism in Eukaryota, Euglenozoa, Kinetoplastea, Trypanosomatida, Trypanosomatidae. The transcript has a single exon. Gene Ontology annotation, molecular function: minus-end-directed microtubule motor activity; dynein intermediate chain binding; dynein light intermediate chain binding. The coding region runs from base 1 to 4176 and encodes 1391 amino acids.
AUGGAGAUGGCGGAAGCCGCAGCAGCCUCCCCGUUGCUGACGGUGGGCACCAUUGUCGCCUACGAAUGCCUCCUCGACGAAACGGCAGGCACAACCUCGUGGCGGCUUGGAUCCAUUCUGGCGCUUCCCUCCUCCUCCUCCACUGCUGGCGGCUCUGUGGAAGCACACACCACUGCCCCCGCCGAAGCAAACGCAGCGCCUACGAAUGGCAAGGGAAAGUCACUAGAGGUCAUGCCGCCGAAGGCAAACCACGCCAACGGCGGCGCUCCGGAUGAUAGGGUGGGCAUUGUCACUGUUAUGGUCACCCCGUCGCCAAUGCCGGCAUCUGCGUGUCAGACGGUGCUGAUCCAGCCAUGGAUCCCGCUGGCACCGGUAGCUGGUGCACACGGAGACGCUGGACAUUUCAACCCGUCGGAUGCUACCGCUGGGACUCCGACAAGGUCAAGUGGUGGUGGUGGUAUCGGCAGCCACCCUCCCUCUUCCCAGCGGCACGUCGUCAUGUCGGCCGCUCACCUUGCCGACAUCAACGCCACGCACAAGGAGUUAGAAGAAAUGCAGCGCUUCGAACGGGAUGAAGACGGCAUUGACUCUGACAGCUCUCCCACCAUUGCGGCGAGCCGCCACUGCAGGAGCGCCGUCGGCGGCGAUGAUGACGAGAACGACAAGCAGCUCGCCGCGGCGCUCUCGCAAGCGUACACGCGCGUGCUGGCCUCCACGACCCACUCCAGGGAGUGCAGAAGCCUCCUCCACGCUGACGACCUGCACCGCGGCAGCACGGAGGGUGUCACCGCCGAGGUAGAUGGCGAUGGGGAUGCAAAUCCAGUGCCGACUCGACAAAUUGAGGAAAAGCGUGUCGAGUUCCUCCACCGCGUCGAAAAAAUCCUCGGCGAGAUGAGGAAGACGCGCAAGAGCCAACGCGAGUUGCAAGUGGCCCAGAAAACAGUGCAGGCGUCCCUCGAAGACGCGAGGCGACAGCUGCGCGACGCACAAGAGAAAGUACAGCACAUUGAUAGACGGCAUCUGCGAGAAAUUCAGGGCUACCGGCUGCCGCCGGCAGUGGUGAAGCUUGUUAUGGACGCCGUGCUCUGCGUGCUCGGUGAGAAGACGAAGAACUGGACUGACGUGGUGACUGCAAUGCGCAGCCCGUCCUUCAUCUCUAAGGUCGCCUCCUCCCACAACGUGCAGCUCACGCCGGCCGAAGUGCAGGAGCUGAGGAAGAACUUUAUAUCGAACCCACACUUCUCUUACGCCGAUGCACUCAAAGGUAGUCAGGCUCUCGGUCAGUUCUACGAGUGGGUGAUGCGUCAGGUCCAACUGGUAGACGCAGGCAACGCCCAUGCACGGUUCAGGGCAGAGAAUGCUGAGCGCAUCAAAGCACUCGCUGACGCUCGCAGAAAGAUGAAGGCAGAAGCAGCGGAGCUGCAGCGCCUUGAGGAAGAGAUCGAGGCCGUCAUGUCUGAGCAGACACGUCAGCUGCAGGAGCAGCGCUCCGACGCACUCAACAUCUACCCUACGAACUGCGAGACAUGGUCGCAGCGUCGCUCGUCAGCUUUAACAGACGCCCUUGUGCCAGCGGCCGAGUCGCCAGGAGCGGCGAAGACGAGUACGCAGCGCCUCCACCGAACAUCGGUGAGCCCCGCUAGCGGUGCGGCGCCGCCCAUGUCGACGUCAGCACGGCUGCGCUCCACAGCAGCCCAGGCAGCAACGGCUGACUCCUCGGAGGCAACGGCGAACAGUAACGCGGCCGCGGAAGCCUGUGUUGAUGCCGCGCAGCAGCGGUCGAGCACAAUGGCCGCUGUCAUAGCCGUCCCAGCUGGCAACGCCUCGGUGCCGCGCGCCGCAACUGACGCAGCUGCGAUGACAGACGACGACAUGACGAAGAGGACGGGCAGUGUGUGCGCUGCCAACAAUUCUCCUACUUCGCUGACAGUGGCCCAGCAGCAGCAGCAGCAGCAGCAGGUCCUGACGAUGAUGCCUCCUGGUUCGCGGUGGAUGUGCCCUCAGCCAGGCUCCCUGCACAGCAGCUACAUUCUUCGCAGCAGCAUCCUGUGUGUCGUGGGCCACCAGCAGCAGCGGACGUGCGAGAAGUCUGGAGAGACCUCCCUCUACCACAACACCGCUACACCCGCGGCAGACAUAGUCGAGCUCACGAUGGUGAAGCAGCAGCUCGUUGCGGAAGCUCUGCCGGACCCUAAACGGGCGGUGUUGCCGCUCCCGCCAACAUCCGCAACAGUCGCAAGCCAACGCUCCUCGAACGCCACCAUAGUCACGCAACAUGGAAAAGACCUCACAGGAAAUGAAUGGGAAAAGGUGGUGAAGGACUCACCUGGCGAUCUGCGUCGAACCACUGUGGAGGACGUGCCCAUGAUCUGCCAGGACCCAGACCGCGCUGCGGUAGACGUUGAGUGGGCGCGCGGGAGUCUGCAUGGGCAGUGCGCCGUAUCCCACCCCGACAGCGGCAGCAGUGAGGCCGUGCGAGCAGCGAUCAAAGAGAGGGCGUACCCGACGGUGAUGGCGAUUUACAAGCAGCGCCAACGCACACGCGACUGGUUGGACGAGGAAGGCCUACGUGAGCGGCAGCAAGUGGCACCUCUGGCGUCGUUGGAGGAAGAGGUCCAGGAGGAGACGGAGGCUCCCCGUGAGACUCAGUCGCUGCGCGAUGCCUUCGGCGCGGACAAGCGGCCCUUGGCGGCACAGACGGCGAGUCAGACGGUAGCCUUCGACGACGUCGGAGAGCGCCUGGCCUCUCAGGAGGCACUCCAGGAAAAGGCAGCGAUGCGGCAGGCACUUGAGGUGACUACAACUCAACUCGAACGCGUCCAGGCGCUGCUGCGAGUCUGUGAGGAGGCGGCAGAGGUGCACAAGGCGGCGCUGGCCGAGAGCCAAGCCAAGGUCAAGAGCGCUGAAGAUCAAGUCACAGCUGCACAGGUUCGGAUGGCCUCGGCGGAAGAGCGGAUAAUGAAGGUGGAGACCGAUGCGCGAGGAGCCCGCGCAGCAGCUGAACUGUCGACGGCACAGGCAGAGAAGGCCUUGGAAGAUCUCGAGGGUCAGCUACGCACCGCCCAAGCAGCUCUUGUGGAAGAGAGGACGAGGCUCCAGGAGGAGCUCGACAAGGCACAGGCCGCAGCGGCAGCGCGCGAGAAGCAGCUGCUGCACCAGAUGGACGCCAUGAAGAAGCAGCUGGCCGAGGCGCAGCGUCACGAGAAGGCCAUGAAGGCGGAAAAGGAUCGGCACCAACAGGAGGCACCAGCAGCAGCAGAUGCAAAGCGAGCAGUGGAGCACGCAGUUCAGCUGGCGGCGCUGGAGCAGAAGCUGAAGGAGGCAACGUUAGCACAGGCGGCUCUCCAGGAAGAGCACCAGCGCCUACACAGUGCGUUCGAGAGGGCUCAAGCACAGGCCGCAGCGAACGAGAGGGCACGUCUUCCACUACAGGAAACGAUCAAGUCUGUGCAAAUGCAGCAGGAGUAUCAGCAAGGGCACGUCGCCCACUCACCUGCGCAUCCUUUAAAGCGCCCCAAGCACAACUCUUUCGAACACGCACAGGUGCGGGUGGCCGAGGCGAGUGCUGCCUUCGUGGAGGCGUUGGGCGCGCAGCUGACCGCCGCCGAGGUGGCAACAAGCUUCUGCGGGGCGGAGAUGAAGGCCGCAGCUGCCCGAUCCCAGCGCUCGUUUGCCGCGAUGGAGCAGGAAGUACUGGAAGCUCAGCGACGCGCAGCGCAGCUGGAGGAAGCGCGGCGGACUGCACGCGAGAAGCUGCAAGCGAUGAUGACGGUGGUUUCUGCUGAGGACGCCGGCGACUCUGCGACGGGGGCGGAGCUAAUGCGCCUUAACAGCAUGCAAGAGCAUCAAGAGGCGCUUUCGGACAUCAGCGAGCGCGUGAUUGCGGCGUCGGCGGCGUUGACGAGCGCCAGCGAGACCCUCGAGACACACCAGCAGCAGCGUGCCGCGGGGCUGAUGCAGGAGGAGGCGCGUCUUGCAAAGGUAUUCCACGAGGGUGGCGGCCACGACCGCAACCGCAAGGGCUCCGACUUGGCGGCGCAAAUAAUGUGCAAAGUGUAUGAGAGCACCACGGGAUCUUUCCUCAGCCGACGCCAGUGUAUCGGGAUGAACGCCUGCCUCUGCGCCCUGCUGUUGCUCUCGCUGACAACCCUCCAGUACAAGAAAUACCAUGUUUGA